Auxenochlorella protothecoides is the source of this 345-nucleotide messenger RNA. RefSeq lists its product as hypothetical. The record is from RefSeq and is a predicted model, not a curated record. The coding region runs from base 1 to 345 and encodes 114 amino acids. Gene Ontology annotation, cellular component: histone deacetylase complex. NCBI's taxonomy places the organism in Eukaryota, Viridiplantae, Chlorophyta, Trebouxiophyceae, Chlorellales, Chlorellaceae. Gene Ontology annotation, biological process: regulation of DNA-templated transcription. Gene Ontology annotation, molecular function: protein binding; transcription coregulator activity. The transcript has 4 exons.
AUGGCUGCCGUGCAGAAGGGCGCGAGAAGCCGCCCGGUGCGUACCACUGCUGCGAACGUCGCCCGCUACAGUGCAGACUACCCCAAGGACGUCAGCAACGGCUACUCCUACAAGGAGGAUCAGUACAUUGGCGGGAGCGCGGACGGCACCGCUCCACGGGUGGAUCUCACCAAGCUCAAGGUGCACGCGCUACGCAAGUACACCAAGGUGUACGAGGUGCCCGGCAUUGGACCGCAGAGCAGCAAGGAGGACCUGACGAGCGCCGUCAGCAAGCACUGGAACACGAUGACCGUCAGCGAAGAAUCCGUGCUGCAGAACUUGAUGCGGGUUCGUGGCAGGCACUGA